CCCACCCCCCAAUUCCCAGGCGUGCGGCUGCUGGAGCUUCGCCCCGAGUCGCAGACGGUGCUGCUGGAGGCGCAGGUGGGAGCGGAGCGCGUGAAGGAGCUGCUGGAAUCCAGCGGGCGCCGCGCGGUGCUGCGGGGUCUGGGGGUCGCCGGGGGUCCCCGAGGAGGCGACACCACGACGACGAUGGCGGCGGUGGCGGCGCUGCGCGGCGACGACGGCGGCGACGGAGGUGUGAGGGGUUUGGUGAGGUUCCUGCAGGUCUCCCCGGAGCUCUGUUUGGUGGAUGGGGUCAUCGACGGGCUGAGGCCCGGCCCCCACGGGCUGCACGUGCACGAGUUUGGGGACACGUCCCAGGGGUGUCAGAGGUAGG
Molecule: messenger RNA, 370 nt
Organism: Phasianus colchicus (ring-necked pheasant)
Lineage: Eukaryota; Metazoa; Chordata; Aves; Galliformes; Phasianidae
Source: RefSeq, a predicted model, not a curated record